Messenger RNA from Saccharomyces mikatae IFO 1815, 2811 nucleotides. It is a transcript of the gene PRY3, whose product is annotated as Pry3p. Lineage: Eukaryota; Fungi; Ascomycota; Saccharomycetes; Saccharomycetales; Saccharomycetaceae. Gene Ontology annotation, cellular component: extracellular region. The record is from RefSeq and is a predicted model, not a curated record. The coding region runs from base 1 to 2811 and encodes 936 amino acids. The transcript has a single exon.
AUGCUAGAGUUUCCAAUAUCAGUUCUCCUUGGCUGCCUAGUGGCUGUCAAAGCGCAAAGCACGUUCCCAAACUUCGAGAGCGAUGUCCUGAACGAACAUAAUAAGUUCAGGGCGCUACACGUUGACACGGUGCCCCUCACGUGGUCAGAUACUCUGGCCACAUAUGCGCAGGAAUAUGCCGACCAAUAUGAUUGCUCGGGAAUCUUGACGCACUCUGAUGGCCCAUAUGGUGAGAACCUUGCCCUUGGCUACACUGAUACCGGAGCUGUGGACGCCUGGUAUAACGAGAUUAAAAAGUACAAUUAUUCGGACCCUGGGUUUUCUGAAUCCACGGGUCACUUCACCCAAGUGGUCUGGAAGUCCAGUACACAGAUCGGAUGUGGUUAUAAGUAUUGUGGUAAGACGUGGAACAAUUAUAUUGUCUGCUCCUAUAACCCUCCUGGAAACUACUUGGGCGAGUUUGCGGAAGAAGUGGAGCCACUUAUAAGCACUGACCCUUCGUCCUCAUCCUCAUCCUCAGCUGCACCAACAACCAUCUCUGCGAUUUCAUCUAGUAUCAUGCCCGCUGUAGCGCAGGGAUAUACAACAUUGAUAUCAUCUGAGGCCACUAGCUCUCCAGUAGCGACCACCAUAAACCCCGCAAAGACUGCUAGACUCACUGCGUCAUCAUCUACUAGACUCACUGCGUCAUCAUCUACUAGACUCACUGCGUCAUCAUCUACUAGACUCACUGCGUCAUCAUCUACUAGACUCACUGCGUCAUCAUCUGCUGCAUUUACCAGUAGGAUCGAAGCAGGUACCUCCUUCGCUAGUUCAUCAGUUUCAAGUUCCCUGACCAGGUCCAUUGCUACACCUGAUGCUACUUCCUCGAGUGCCAUCUCUACCGUUGCUGCCUCAUCUACCACUACUACUGCUUCAAGUGGUGUUUCUUCCAGUAGUGCAUCUUCUAGUUCUGCCUCAAGCACUGCCACCUCAAGCACUGCUACCUCAAGCACUGCCACCUCAAGCACUGCCACCUCAAGCACUGCUACCUCAAGCACUGCCACCUCAAGCACUGCCACCUCAAGCACUGCCACCUCAAGCACUGCUACCUCAAGCACUGCCACCUCAAGCACUGCCACCUCAAGCACUGCCACCUCAAGCACUGCCACCUCAAGCACUGCUACCUCAAGCACUGCCACCUCAAGCACUGCCACCUCAAGCACUGCCACCUCAAGCACUACCACCUCAAGCGUCACGUCUAGCGACGCUGCUUCAUCCAGUGGUACCUCGACUAAGAGUUCUAUGAGCACCAUUUCCAGUUCCGUUAAUUCUGUAAAGUUUGCAAACACUACUAUAUCUUCUGCUAAAACCACAUCCUCCGUGUACGCUUCGUCGUCAUCUCUGAUGACCACGAGAGCCGCUGAUGUUAGCACCUCCAAGAAGGCCUCAAUUUCAGCUUCCGAGCCUACAGAUCUAGUUACCAGUGCAACUAACGCCGCCCAUUACGCAACCAGACCUGAUUCACGCCCCAAAAGCUCCUCUGAAGCCCUUACUUCCUCUUUGAAGACUGCUAAGGCAAUCAAUACAGCCGAGUCUGCAAGCUCAGCUAGUAGCUCCACCAAGCCCACUAAAUAUACCACUACAUCUUCACCACACAUGACGUCAGUGACUCCACCCGCUUCAAGUUCCGCAAAUCAUACCACUGGCAUUGUUGAUCUCAGAUCCAGUAACGGCUUUUCUAAGAGUGCUUCCGUGUUGGUCUCCAGUGCAAGUCUUGCUGCCGAACACACCACCCUGUCCAACCAUUCCCCUGCGACCAUCACAUCGAUACCCGCCUCUGCUUCCAGUGCUGUUGCAAAUACUUCCAUUAGCCGUGAAACUUCAAGUUUAGAAACUUCAAGUGUCGAAACCUCUACACACACUACUAAAAUUAUUACUACCUUGGUCUCUUCUGUGAACAACUCUACAAGCUCAAGCGCCACAGUAUCGUUGGAUCCUAUCAACAACUCAGUUAGCUUGACCGACGCAACUAAACACACUAGUACAUCUUUAGAUAGCUCGAGUACCACCAGUGUUAAUGCUUCAUAUAACACAACAGUUAUCGUGUCUACGAGUAUCUCCAAGGAUGAUUAUUCAGGCAAAUCCCACCUCACCGUCUCCACUUCAACUACUACUAAAAACGAAUUGAUAACCAACACCAUUACAGCUUCUUGUAGUACAAGCACUAAUUUCACCGUUUCCACUGCUUCCCCCACAGACGAGGCGAUGAUCACUACCGCAAUCACCACCUCUUGCAGCACUUCAAACGGCGCCACAACCCAGACCAAUGAGGCAACUACGCCGCCUUCUAAGACCACUACCACUACCUAUCUAGAAAACGAUCACACUGCCUUUUCCGGCUUCGAUGCGGACGUCAACGCCGCAACUACCAUUAACUUCAGAGGCAUAUCUUCUCAACCUAGCGGUGUCGCCACAUCAGAAAAUCCAAACGAAACUGCUCCCGUCAAAUUGACUUCAAACGAAGGCGAAGCCUCCGCAACGACCACAACUAAACAAACUUCUGCUACUUCGCACGCUAAGCCAUCUAGUCAGGACGUUAGCACAGGAAUAACUAGUAGCAACCGUGGUCGUUCAACAACCACCCAACCAAAGAGAUCCGUCUCGCAUCAGCCAACUUCUUCGAUCUACACUCAACUUAAACACGGUACAUCCACUACCGCACAACUAUCUGCAUACGAAGGCGCUGCAGCAUCCCCAUUUAUUUUCCCGUGCAACAAUCUACCAGAAACAAUUGCCGCUUUCGUCGUAGCUGUUCUACUCGCCUUCUAG